AUCAGAAGGCAUAGGAAUAUGAUCGCCAUGGACGACGGCUAAAUGAUGAACACGAAGGUUUUUACAUAUGAUAUGAUAAGCCAGUGGAAUUGUUUACAACAACAAAAACGACGUCGUACUCGUAAGAACCAUUUCAUAAGUGGGGUAUGAUAAUGUAACCCACAAUGGGUACCGCAGUGGGGCACAGGCAAAUGAGGUGAUAGCAAGGUGGAAGGCAUAAUGAUUCAUAGGGAAAUUCCCUGCCAUUUCCUCAUGAAGAACGCUCGUGCCAUUACCUAAAGCCAAACAAAUGGACGGAUGAGAUAUACAGUGUUCAUGUGAAGCAGCGAUGGUAGCAAUGAACAUGGCAAAAAGGAUAUUCAACAUGAAACUCUCGGCACCGAAUCUCUGUUCUUUCGCGAUCUAAGGAAGUAGCUGUGGUGAUAUGAAAAGCAUCAGUCAAAAUUUGAUCUUUUUUUAAAAAAAUUGUAAAGUUUUCUGUGGAUUGUUCGAUGUUAGGGCAUUUGAAGGCGAUUUGUCGGAGAUCACGACGCUCUGCGAUGCGGAAAAUUUGAGGGAAGUGCUUGCGCGCAAGAUCGGCCCACUCGCGGGGUGAUUAUGGCACCACAGCCUCAAAUUUCAUCGACAUUUCACAGCGGAGUGACCUCUUUUCCACCAAUGCCUAGAAAUCUGGCCGAUUGUUCCGGACGGAGAUUACAGCGGUCCUAGAAUCCGGCGAACAUUCGGAUCCCACUUCCACUCAAAGUACUAUGGCGGACAAGGAGAAUAUAUUUCGUCUCACUCGGGCUUCUAAGAAGAGGUUGGCCGAGGCUGCUACCCCCGACGACCGCUCCUCCAACAAGAGGCGGGUCGUUCUUGGGGAGCUUCCUAUUUUGCAGAAUGCUUCUUCUUCCGUCAACCGGAAGUCCAGGUCUAGAGCUAGCAGGCAGAGACGGAGAGUGAAAUCAAGGGAUAUUGCGGGGACAAGUGCUGCUGCUGCUGCUGCUGCUGAAAUCAAUCCACUUCCGCAACGUGAUGUCACGUUAUCAGAUGAGGGCAAUUCGGAAGACCCCCAAAUGUGCAGGGGUUACGCCUCUGAUAUUUAUGACUAUCUUCGCGCAACGGAGACUGAUCCAAGAAGAAGGCCCCUACCAGAUUACAUCGGGACGGUACAAAAAGAUAUUAGUGCCAAUAUGAGGGGAAUUCUGGUGGAUUGGUUGGUUGAAGUUGCAGAAGAAUACAAACUAGUUUCAGAUACACUAUACCUCUCUGUUUCAUAUGUUGACAGAUACUUAUCUCUAAAUGCAAUCAGCAGGCAAAAACUUCAGUUGGUGGGAGUUUCUGCCAUGCUCAUUGCCUCAAAGUAUGAAGAAAUUAGUCCUCCACAUGUUGAAGAAUUUGUUUAUAUCACCGACAAUACCUACAAUAGAGAAGAGGUGGUUGAGAUGGAGGCUGAUAUAUUAAAAUCACUGGAAUUUGAACUUGGAGAUCCCACAAUAAAGACAUUUUUAAGGAGAUUCACAAUGGUUGCUCAAGAGACUUAUGAGUUUAAUACAUUGCAAUUUGAAUUCUUGGGCUACUAUCUUGCUGAGUUAAGCCUACUAGACUACAACUGUGUCAAAUUUUUACCGUCUCUCGUUGCUGCAUCUGUUAUAUUUCUAGCACGAUUUAUGAUCCAACCUAAGAAGCAUCCUUGGAUCUCCAGGUUGGAGCAUUUUACUGGAUAUAAGCCAGCUGAUAUGAAAGACUGCAUUCUACUCGUACAUGAUUUAUACCUUAGUAGAAGAGGAGGCGCUUUGGCAGCUAUAAGGGAGAAAUACAAACAACACAAGUUCAAAUUUGUGUCUGUCAUGCCUUCACCUCCAGAGAUUCCUAUUCCAUAUUUUGAAGAUGUUAGAAUAUGAAUGUACAAGAUGACAAUAGUAGUUAGGAACUUACGAUAUGGAGUGAAUAGAAAUUUAUAUCAGAUAGGAAUCUGAAUUCCAGAGGCACGGUUCAGUUCUGAUGUGCACAGGCUCUAUAAGGCAUUAGCCGAUGGGCGAGUGUCCAUUUGGAAUGGAACAUUUUUUGUGCACUGGAAGGCAAGGCAAAGCAAAGCAUGAAGGCAAAGCUGGCAUAUUUUCCCACAACAUUUUAUGCAUCUUCUUCCCUUGUAAAGAUGUUUCGAAAAACAGAUAACCCAAUGUGGCUCACUUGUUAGAUUUUAGGGUGUGUUCAGUAUUGUACAAAAUUCAGCAAUGCUCAUCAUGCAUUGGGCCAGAAGCCCAUUUGAAAGCAUAGAGUUCUCGUUUUCCUUUUCCAAGUUUGAGUCGGCAAUGUACACAAAUGCCAUGUCUAAUAAUUGCAAGAACUAAAAAGGGAGGCUUGAAAAACAUCAAAAUAAAGCCAUGUUGUUUGUCGUCCAAAUCCCUUCGACAAGGAUUGGCAGAAGAGGGAAAGGCAAAAAGAAUAGAGCCAAAAUGCAUAUUCUACAAAUGCUUUACGUAGCCUUGAAAGUGACGGACCCUCUUGCUUCAGAUGUUGAAGGGACUGAAAGCUAGAAAGAAAAGCACGAUG
This is a messenger RNA of Cucurbita moschata (crookneck pumpkin), 2535 nucleotides long. Its product is annotated as putative cyclin-A3-1. The record is from RefSeq and is a predicted model, not a curated record. Lineage: Eukaryota; Viridiplantae; Streptophyta; Magnoliopsida; Cucurbitales; Cucurbitaceae. The transcript is spliced from 12 exons. Gene Ontology annotation, cellular component: cyclin-dependent protein kinase holoenzyme complex; cytoplasm; nucleus. Bases 750 to 1883 code for a protein of 377 amino acids. Gene Ontology annotation, biological process: regulation of cyclin-dependent protein serine/threonine kinase activity; mitotic cell cycle phase transition. Gene Ontology annotation, molecular function: cyclin-dependent protein serine/threonine kinase regulator activity.